AUGUUGACCACUGGAGCGUCUUGAGCAAGAAAAGCAAAGCUGUUGCGCUAGCAACAGUCUUCCCCUCCCAAGUGCAAGGCUGUCUGAUUGCUCUUGUUUGAUUUGCUACAGAGGCCUGUCAAUAAGGUUCUUGCACCAUCUAUCAAAAGUGAAUGGGAAAACCCGAAGAACAGAGAUUGAGAAAUAGCUUCAUAGCAUGGCUGUGGCCGGAUGUCCAGAUUAUUUUCUACACCAUCCAAAUUAUCAGCAGGACAAUGUGGACCGAGCCUCCAAUCACAGACCAGCAGAUCUAAUUGGGCCGAGUUUCCAGAAGUCAACCAAUCGGAACUCUCCAAACCAUCAAGAAGAUGAUGUGGACCUGGAGGCGCUGGUGAAUGACAUGAACUCCUCGUUCGAGAGCCUGUACUCCACAUGCAGCAGCGUGCAGUCUGAGUCGGUUCCCCUCCUGCAGCACAACGGCCAGGUGCAUGUGCACCGCAACCACCACCGCAGUGCCCCCAUGCCCCCCCACACCCACACCUCCGCCAGCGAGCUGCAGCACAGCCCCACCUCCCCCAAACAGAGACUCCGACGCUCCCAGCCCAUGCACAUCCUCGCCGUCAGGAGACUGCAGGAAGAGGAGCAGCAGCUCCGGACGUCCUCUCUGCCAGCCAUCCCCAACCCCUUUCCCGAGCUCUCCGGCUCUCCUGUCCUCAGCCCUGGGUCCUUACCUCCGUGUCAGCCCUCAGGCACAUACAUUAUAAAAAUUUUCAGCGAGGACGGCAUGGGGAAAGUAGUGGAAAUACCAGCCGACAUGACUGCAAGAGAUCUUUGCCAGCUCCUCGUGUACAAAAGCCAUUGUGUGGACGACAACAGUUGGGCACUUGUUGAGCAUCACCCUCUCCUCGGACUAGAGAGGUGCUUGGAGGACCAUGAGCUAGUGGUACAAGUGCAGGCAUCCAUGACCAGCGAGGGCAGAUUUCUGUUCAGGAAGAACUAUGCCAAAUAUGAAUUCUUCAGAAAUCCCUUGAAUUUCUUUCCCGAGCAUAUGGUUGCAUGGUGCCAGGAAACAAAUGGUGCAAUCCCACCAUCUCAACUUUUACAGAAUUUCUUGAACUCCAGCAGUUGUCCUGAGAUCCAGGGCUUUUUAUACGUGAAAGAGAUGGGCAGGAAAUCCUGGAAGAAGCUGUACGUGUUCCUUAGACGCUCAGGACUUUACUUUUCUACAAAAGGAACGUCAAAGGAGCCCAGGCAUUUACAGUUACUAGCAGACCUGGAGGACAGCAAUGUCUUCACAGUAACAACAGGCAAGAAGCUACACAGUGCGCCAACAGACUACGAGUUCUGUAUAAAGCCAAACAAGAGGACUGAGCUGAAAGAGUUGAGGAUGUUGUGUACUGAAGACGAACAGAGCAGAACGUCCUGGAUGACAGCCUUCAGACUCUUCAAGUAUGGAAUAGUCCUCUAUCAGAACUACAAGAUUCCUCAGCAGAGAAAAACUCUGUCACACUUUUCAACACCAGUGCGGAGUGUGUCUGAGAAUUCUCUGGUUGCCAUGGAUUUCUCAGGAAGGAUAGGCAGGGUGAUCGACAAUCCCUUGGAGGCCCAGAGCGCUGCCAUGGAGGAGGGUUAUGCCUGGAGGAAGAGAAGUCAACGGAUGAACAUUCUAGGUAGUCCCAGUCCACUACAUCCCUGUUUAUUAAACUCAGUUAUUCACAGAACACAGCUGUGGUUCCAUGGGCGGAUAACGCGAGAAGAGUCCCAUCGGAUGAUCAACCAACAAGGCCAAGUGGACGGGUUGUUUCUCUUGAGGGACAGUCAAAGCAACCCAAAGGCCUUUGUCCUCACACUGUGCCAUCACCAGAAAAUCAAGCAUUUCCAGAUCUUACCGUGUGAAGAGGACGGCCAGAUCUUCUUCAGCCUUGACGACGGGUCCACCAAAUUCACCGACCUGAUCCAGCUGGUGGAGUUCUACCAGCUCAACAGAGGAGUCCUGCCUUGUAAACUCAAGCACCCCUGCACCCUCGUAGCCUUAUGACCCCUGACCUAUGACUUGACCGGACUCUGCCUACAAACAAACUCAAGACUUUUUCUUUAGGAGAAGCUAAAGUGAUGAACUCAUGUUGUUCUUGAUGUGUCAUGAGCUGCCAGAGACUGCGGAUGGAACGGGACGGAGUGGUUGGGGGGUUAGGACGGACGCCAGUGGACUUCAGUGACCUCUGUGUUUCGGAAGGAGAUAAAAAAGCAAAAAGCUGCACCACGUUGCUAUUAACUCUUAUAAAAAAGAAAAACAUUUUCAAGUUUGUAUUCAUAGUCACCAAUAAGCUCUGAUCCACUGACACUGUUUAGUGACAGUUUAUGAGAUCAAAGUAGUUUUUAUUUUCCUUGUACAAUCAUCAGGACUUUGUUUAGUCUGGGCCACUUUUUUACAGAAUGAAAGUAUUUUUUUUGUUACAAAUCAUCUAUACUACAACCUUUUUCUGAAAAGCUGAUUGUUUUCUAGUUUGGCGCUUGUGAAACUGGGAACAGGCCUUUCCACACUGACUGAAGAAGAAUUCCUCUACCGUCUCAUUCUUCUCGUUACCAACAAUGGCAAAUCCCUCCUGUGUUGGAGGGAUGGAUGGACAAUCUGAUAUUCGGAAAAAGAACAUCACAAGACAGAUCACGAGGCCAGCUGUCUCUUUCAAGCUGUAGGAAAGGAAAGGCUGGACCUGGUAAUUUAGGAUGGAGCUGAAGGAUACUCAAGGACUACACAGGAUCCAUUCAUUCCACUCUCAUAGGACUUUUCUUCAUUUAUUUCUUUCUUUGGUGACCUCACAGGCGUUUGUAUUCAUGACAUUUUAGUACUGCAUCAAAUGUGUUCUUAGUCCGUUUUAGUUUCUUAUCAGUAGUCUGGAGCGUAUAGAUUUCUAACAGUCACACAACAACUAAAUCACUACAUCCAGUUCAGUGUUAAAUCAAUCCAUCAUCAGCUCCACCAUCCGGUGUUCCACAUGAACUUCCCCCCAAAAUAUAAACUACUACAGGUAUUCAUUCACUCCCUGUCUCAUCCACUCAUUUAAGUCCAUGUAAUAGAUAGCUGUUGUGGUCCACGUUGCUAGCCUAGUCCUAUACCGUGUGCUAUAACCAACACUUCUAUUGUUGGCUACAGUACGUAUUCAGAAUGACACUAGGCUACCAUGCUGCUCUUCAGGUGAUAACAAGCAACAUAACAGCUCAGCUCUUGGGUCUCUCUUGGUGUCAACACAAUAAUAAAGCAUAUGGCCAUCUUGUGGACUAAUUCCAUGUUGUAAGCACUCUGAAGACAUGGUUAUGAUUAUAUGAGUAAAAUCUAACAGGCCACUGGGGCGGGAGGGUGCCACAGUUUUCUUUUAAACCUACCUGUUUGCAUUCCCUCCGUCAGAACACAGGGAAAUAUAACCACUACACCAACCUCUUGUGAUCCACUAGAGGGAUCUGACAAGCUCAGAGUAGACGUGUACAGUCCAAGGUCGGUCUGUCUGUAGAAUGCAACUGGAAUCAAUCGACUCAUCUGCUAGGAGGACCCAUCUUCUUAAUCCAAGGGUGCAUCGCAAAUGGCACCGUAUUCCCUACAUAGUGCAUUACCCUUACUUUUGACUAUGGCCCGUAAGCCUUUGGUCAAAAGUAGUGCACUAUAUCGGGAAUAGAGUGCCAUUUGGGAUUCACUCCAAGUCCAUUCAUUUUAGACUUGUUGCUUUUCUUUUCCAUGAUGUGAUUGAAUGAUUGUUUUUAGAACAGACACUGUGAAGCCCUAGUAAUGGAUGAUACCCUGAAGUGGAAGGGUUUUUACUGUCCAGCCUCGUCCAAGGUUGCAGUGAACACACAGAUUUGUAAAGAUGUUUUUACCUGUAACGCAACAUUAAGAAAGAGCCAUCUUUUUAUUUUAUUUAUAGUGUCUUAAGCUGGAUAGAUUCAGAUACCGAAUAUUAGCCACACUAUCUACAAGUUCUGCACAAUGACAUUUCAAAAAACAAGAUGCAAUGACUCAAUCAUUUCAAGUAUUGUUUUGCAAAUGUAUUUAUUUACCUGGAUGUGAGUGAUUACUUGAAAUGUAGCUCUUUUCUCAGUGCUGUUCAUUACUGUUUUAUCAUUACCAUGGAAUGAUUGAACCCAUAAUUAUUACAUAGCAUCUAUUACAAAGCCUAUAAUUCAUUUCUUGCUUUUUUAAGUUUGAACACUCAAACUAUUUUAUCACCAACACUUACUAUGAAGUAACAUUCAAGUGGUGUUCCCUAAUGUCAUGGUUUUCAUUCCAAAUUGGUGUCAGUAGAACAAGUGUGGGGGAUAAAAGUCACUCAUAUUUCAGUCACAGUGCGUUUCACAUCGAAAUUCAGUUUAAUGCCUCUCUCACACAUUCUUCUACAUUUAGGAAAUCUUUUCACAUGGAUAUUUGAAACACACAGGUUGAAGAAGAUUACAUGUAUUUUUUAUUUAUUUUUUUACAUGUUUAAACAUUUGACAUCUUCUUAAGUGUGACUUUCACUGAUAAUGUCAAUCAAAUUAAUUUCAUAUCUAGACAUUUAAUUCAUGAGUUGAUUUUCAAAUACACACUGUUUUUUUCGCUGUCAGUUCAGUUGCUCUGUCCCAUUUAAUUACAGUUAGUUUUCUUCCAUUUUACAGAACUUUCACUCUUUAAACUUUGCGUUAAUCAGAACUUUGUUUCUUGUGUUAGAAGUGAAGCUAUACCUUUACAAUACUUGAGCCACAAUUGCAAAAAAACAAUUGGUCUACAGUACAUUAAAUAGCCAAGUCAUUUCCACAGCAUAGUGUGUAUUAUCCAAUGAGAAAGGCUUGGAUGUGAUGGCACCACUAGAUGCCCAUUGCAGUACCUUUUUCCAUGGAAUUUUGAGAGUAACUUCAGAGCUACACUUCACUGUUUAUUGGGUGUGACCAGAGCCAUGAAUAUAUAAUAUAUGUUAAUGUAUGGCUCUGGGUGUGGAAUCAUUAUGACUAUACAAUGAGCAGGUUAGGUGCCAUAGCUGCUUACUUCUUUGCUAAAUUCGGUCAAAACGUCGGACAAUAUAUCUUCCCAUUGGUCAUAAUGAUUUCAGUAGAAAUCAGUUAGAAUUGCCUCCUCCGGUGGUAAUCUUAGCUGUACAAUGUAAUAUGCAACUCAUGUAAAAGUUGUGUAUUGAAUCAGUGUACCAUAUUAGCAUAUGAAACCAUGUAGAUGCAACACUGUAUUUAGGUUACAGAUCACUAUUAUUACCGCAUUGGCUUACUCUUAACUACUUAUGAAAUGAAGAAACUUGAUUUAUUUUUAUCAUUUGGUUUAAUGUGCAUAUAGAGUUUAUUUCUUAUUUCUUAAAUGUUUGUCAUGUAAAAACCUCUUCACAAAUGUCUGUAAUAUUGGAAUGUUGCUGGUAUGGAACUGGAGUUGGCUUGGGCAUACAGUGUACAUCUUUUCAUAGUUCCUGCAAGUCAUCCUAAGCUACUCAGACAUCACUGACUCUCAACACUAACUGUUUAGGCCUGUUAGAUACAGAUGUGUUUUUUGUAUACAGAAGCGAGUUCUCUCACAUAGUGUCUUGCUAUGAACUAGAAUGUUACUAGUGACAUUGAAUCACCUGCAAAGUAGUGAACUGAUGAAAGUGAAUUAAGUAAAUGUACUUUUUUAUAUUUCAGAGAAAUGAAUGUAACUGGGUUGCUCAGGGUUGACAUGGAGCCUGUUGAAAACUGGUCAUAUCGUCAGACCAGUGAGAUUUUGUAUGUGCGAUGUUGUGUAGUUCUGUUGAUCAACUUGGGGUUAAUAGUAUUUCACCAAAUCAUUUUUUCUUUAGUAAGUAGUUUGGCCUUUAUGAUGUUCUUUCAGAAUACCAGUAGUUUCUCCCAAACAGUAGUACAGCACAGGUGUCCUCUUCUCUCUUGUGUAAGUCUGUUUGUCUCAAGAAGCCUAAAAUGCAGCAGGUGCCUCGAUGACCUUUUUCUCUGCACUAAACCAGAGCUGACUUUGGACCGUUCAUGGGAACCUUUUCCAGUGAUCGAUAAUGACUCUUGUGCUUUGCAUAUAUUGUCACAAUGCAAGAUACAGUGACUGUACAAAGGAGUAAAGCAAAUAUAUAUAGAUCUAUAUAAAUAUACACCAUUAUGUAUUUCAGGGAAUGCAACAAAACAAGAACCUGUAUCUCUUUUUAAGAGAAAGAUCCUGUAUUCAUACUGUGCUUUGCUUCAAUCUGUAAAUAACUGAAUGGCUUAUAUCUCUUAAUUGUAACCUUUUCAGGUAUUUUUGUACAAAUAAGGGACUGUUAUGUUCUGUUUAUUGUAAUUAGAAUAAAACAUUAAUACAUUGUUA
Messenger RNA from Oncorhynchus gorbuscha (pink salmon), 6292 nucleotides. RefSeq names its product growth factor receptor-bound protein 10-like. Gene Ontology annotation, biological process: negative regulation of Wnt signaling pathway; insulin receptor signaling pathway; negative regulation of insulin receptor signaling pathway. The record is from RefSeq and is a predicted model, not a curated record. Bases 197 to 2017 code for a protein of 606 amino acids. Gene Ontology annotation, molecular function: insulin receptor binding. Lineage: Eukaryota; Metazoa; Chordata; Actinopteri; Salmoniformes; Salmonidae. The transcript has 17 exons.